Molecule: messenger RNA, 1757 nt
Organism: Marmota flaviventris (yellow-bellied marmot)
Lineage: Eukaryota; Metazoa; Chordata; Mammalia; Rodentia; Sciuridae
Source: RefSeq, a predicted model, not a curated record
GCGGCGGCAGGCGCACCAUGCCCUCCUUCGACGAGGCGCUGCUGCGGGCCGGCGAGUUCGGGCGCUUCCAGCGGCGCGUGUUCCUGCUGCUGUGCCUGACCGGCGUCACCUUCGCCUUCCUGUUCGUCGGCGUGGUCUUCCUAGGCAGCCAGCCCGACCACUACUGGUGCCGCGGGCCGAGCGCCGCGGCGCUGGCCGAGCGCUGCGGCUGGAGCCCGGAGGAGGAGUGGAACCGCACGGCGCCCGCCCUCCGCGGCCCCGCGCCCUCCGAGCGCCGCGGCGACGGCAGCUGCCAGCGCUACCUCCUGGAGGCGGCCAACGCCAGCGCCGCCGCGGGGGCGCUCAGCUGCGCAGACCCGCUCGCCGCCUUCCCCAACCGCUCCGCGCCCCUCGUGCCGUGCCGCGGCGGCUGGCGCUACGCCCAGGCCCACUCCACCAUCAUCAGCGAGUUUGACCUUGUCUGUGUCAAUGCAUGGAUGUUGGACCUCACCCAAGCCAUCUUAAACCUUGGCUUCCUGGCUGGGGCAUUCACCUUAGGCUAUGCAGCAGACAGGUACGGCAGAACAGUCAUUUACUUAAUAUCCUGCUUCGGCGUGGGCGUCACCGGUGUUGUGGUAGCAUUUGCACCAAAUUUCCCUGUGUUUGUGAUCUUCCGCUUCCUGCAAGGUGUGUUUGGAAAGGGGACGUGGAUGACUUCCUAUGUGAUCGUGACAGAAAUAGUAGGUUCAAAACAAAGGAGGAUUGUGGGAAUAGUGAUUCAAAUGUUCUUCACCCUUGGAAUCAUAAUUCUCCCUGGAAUUGCCUACUUUAUCCCCAAUUGGCAAGGGAUCCAGCUAGCCAUUACGCUGCCCAACUUUCUCUUCCUCCUUUAUUACUGGGUGGUCCCUGAAUCUCCCCGCUGGCUGAUCACUCGGAAAAAAGGAGACAAAGCCUUAAAAAUCCUGAGGAACAUUGCUAAAUGCAAUGGGAAAUAUCUCUCACCAAAUUAUUCAGAGAUCACCGUCACCGACGAGGAAGUUAGUAACCCGUCCUUUCUAGAUCUGGUGAGAACUCCCCAGAUGAGGAAGUGCACACUUAUACUCAUGUUUGCUUGGUUCACCAGCGCCGUGGUGUAUCAGGGACUGGUCAUGCGCCUGGGAAUCAUCGGCGGCAACCUCUACAUAGAUUUCUUCAUCUCGGGAGUGGUGGAACUGCCAGGGGCUCUCUUGAUCUUGCUGACCAUCGAGCGCUUUGGACGCCGCCUCCCCUUCGCAGCGAGCAAUGUAGUGGCGGGGGUUGCGUGCCUGGUCACCGCGUUCUUACCAGAAGGGACGGCAUGGUUGAGGACCACCGUGGCUACUCUGGGUCGACUAGGGAUAACCAUGGCCUUUGAAAUAGUUUAUUUGGUGAAUUCAGAAUUGUACCCAACAACAUUACGAAACUUUGGGGUUUCGCUCUGUUCGGGUUUGUGUGAUUUUGGGGGAAUCAUAGCCCCGUUUCUGCUCUUUCGACUGGCAGCCGUGUGGCUAGAGCUACCUCUGAUCAUCUUUGGUGUCCUGGCGUCGGUCUGUGGUGGCCUCGUGAUGCUUUUGCCUGAAACCAAGGGCAUUGCCUUGCCAGAGACAGUGGACGAUGUGGAGAGACUUGGCAGUUCGUAUUCUAUCAAUAUCACAGGAAAAAGGAAACCCAGGUUUCCAGCGCUCACCUUUGAGGGCCCUGCCAAGCCCGCGGGAAGGAGCUGUCAGAAGACCACCCUCCUGGAGAUGCGGAGCCUCUAG